CAACAAAUGAUUUUGCAUGGGUUUCUCGUUUUUUUUGCUACUGGAAAUUUUGCUGGAUCCUUAUUUACUCUAUUUAAUUUUUUGGCCAGAUUACGAUUGGAUGCUUAUAAUUUUAUCUAUUCAAAUCAACGUCCUGUCCCAAAAAUUAUAUACAAUCUUGAUGCAUGGAACGGUGUGCUUUUAUUCAUCACAAUUAUAAGUGUGGCAUUAAAUGCCUUGGUAUCUAUGUUUACAUCUGACUCAGUACAUAUAAGGGAAUAUUUAAUGAAUAAUGAAAAUUUAAGUGAAUAUUAUAAGGACCAUAUGUCACUUUUUAAUCAAAAUGAUAUAUUUGGUUCAGAUCCUAUAUACAAUCAGACAUGCUACUACAGAGGCCAAUUUUACCCAUAUAAUCAUCCGAUGAAGUAUAAAUACACCAUGGAACAUUGGAGGUUAAGUGUUUAUAAAAGUGUGGGUUUAUUGAUUUUUGAAUUACUUGGCGGUACUAUUAUACUCAGUUUAAAUGCACUAAUAAAUGUAAUAUUUAAGUCGACUGAUAAUGUACUGAUAGAUGGAACCGAUUUUUUUGAUUCGCAGAAGAAAAAGUAUGAAUCCGUUCAAAAUUUAUUUAAGGUUUCAAAGGAUUGAUUUAUUUUAAUUUAAAUGUAUAUAAAAAAUAAAUAUGUAUUAUAUAUAUAGACCAG
Messenger RNA from Brassicogethes aeneus, 683 nucleotides. The record is from the annotation of a GenBank genome assembly. NCBI's taxonomy places the organism in Eukaryota, Metazoa, Arthropoda, Insecta, Coleoptera, Nitidulidae.